AUGAAGCUGUUUCUUUCUGUUGCCACCACGGCCCUCCUGGCCGGAGGUGCCCGUGCCGUCAAUCUCCGUGCUGCUACCCCUCGUGAGGCCGCCGUCGAAGGCACUCAGUCAUCUUUUGCUUCUCAGGCCGCCUCCCAGCUCGCGAAGAAGAACAAGAGAAAGAAGGGCAAGAAGUACAGCCCUUCGUCGGACAGCGAUGACCCAAUCAUGCAUGGACAUCUACAAAUUGGCCAUGUUCUCGACGUAUCCUCGGCCGAUGCCAAGGCCGAUAUCGACCUCAUCGAAAGCGCAUUUGUCAAUGCUUACAACAACGCCAAUCCCAAUGGCAAGUAUGAAGUCACGUCCAUGACCUUGGAGCGCGAAGUCGUCAUCCCCGAAGAUUUGGAGGCCACUCUGACCAGUAUCAAGGGAGAGAACGUCGGACAAUUGCGUCCAGGAGUGUUCAUUGACUGGUACUACUUCUUUGGAUUCCACUGUCGCUUGUGCCGUGACGAUGACGACUACGCCGCUUUGUCCGCUACCGAGCUUCCCGUUCUCGAAGCGAGUGCUCACCGCGUCUUUGAAGACCAAUUCUGCCUCACACUCCACCAAAGUGGAUUGGAAGAAUAUUCGGCUCUCGCGGACUGCUCUAUCCUCUUUGACUACGAUGGAGACGGCAACGAUAUCGAUAGCGGCGAUCAGCUUGAGCUCCAGAAGAAGAACAAAAGAAAGAAUAAGAAAAAGGGUAAGAAGAAGCACGCCAACGACGACAAGGCUAUGGAUGGCCGCCUCCUUAUCGGCCACGUGCUCGAUCUUUCCGACGUGGAUAGUCAGGCCGAAAUUGAACUCAUUCAGACCGCGUUUGUGGACUCCUACAAUGGAGCCAACCCUGAUGGCAAGUACGAACUCACAUCCAUGAUCUUAGAGCGUGAACGAAUCAUUCCGGAAGAUCUCGAAGGUGCCCUUGCUACCAUCAAGGGAGAGAAUGUUGGGCAAUUACGUCCCGGAGUGUAUAUUGACUGGUACUACUUUUUUGGAUUCCACUGCCGCUUGUGUCGCGACGAUGACGACUAUGCUGCUUUGUCCGCUACAGAGCUUCCUACGCUCAGCGUGAGCGCUCACCGCAUUUUCGAAGAAAAGUUCUGUGUUUCUCUCAAAGACAGCGGUCUGAACGAAUACAGCGAAGUUUCUGAGUGCAGCAUUAUCUUUGGCGGAGACGGCACUUACGAAAACAUUAUCGAAGAAAAGCAGUAA
Phaeodactylum tricornutum CCAP 1055/1 is the source of this 1233-nucleotide messenger RNA. RefSeq lists its product with no specific name. The record is from RefSeq and is a predicted model, not a curated record. The transcript is spliced from 3 exons. The coding region runs from base 1 to 1233 and encodes 410 amino acids. NCBI's taxonomy places the organism in Eukaryota, Bacillariophyta, Bacillariophyceae, Surirellales, Neidiaceae.